UUCAGUCAAUGAGAACAGACCCUUAGUCCAAUUGUUAAAGAGAGAGCCCUAACAAAUCUCUCUCAAUGUACCUUCACAAUGCGCCUGUUCUUCCCUUUCACCCCCUUCUCAAAUCCUCUCUUUCAAGCCUUUCUUCGCCAUUUCAGCUCCAACACAAAUCUCCCAACUCUUGGCAAAAUCCCCACUAAAUAUCGACCUCAAGCAAUCAAAGAAGCUCAAGAAGUUGUCACAGAUUAUCUUCAUACUACCAGUGCAUUACCCUUUUCAUAUGCCGAGUUCAUCAGCAAAAACUCCGUUCAUUCUCUUGCUGAAUUGAUGUCAAAGGUAGAUUUUUCAUCCAUUUAUUUCCGCAAGAAUUUUGAGAGGUUUCUCAGGUAUAAUCCUCUUCAUGAAUUUGGGUUCUUUUAUGAAAGUAUUGGGAUUCAUUAUUGUAAUAUCAAUGAUUUUUUGAAGCCAAAUGUGCAUUUUUUCUCUGAUGAUUCAACUGUAUUGAAUGUUGCUUGUACACUUGCUGGAUUUGGGUUUCCUUGGAAUAAGUUGGGGAGAUUGUAUGUUGAAGAAAUUUCAAUUUUUGAGAAAAAUCCCAAGUUUUUGGGGUCAAAGUUUAAUGGGUUGUUAGCAAUGGGGUUUAGUACUGAACAAGCUGUUGGUAUUUGUUUAGGGUUUCCCUUUUUAUUGAAGGGGGAAGAGGUUGGAUUAAAGGGUGAAUUUGAUGAAUUAUUGGAUGAAUUGAAAAGGGUAUUGAUUGAUUAUGAUUUGGGGGAUGGAUUAGUUGGAAAUGUGGAUCUUUGGUAUGAGGUUUGUAGGAAACUUAGGCUUUUCUAUGACUUGGGUGUCCCAAAAAGGGCGGUUGGAGAGUCGAUUAGUAAGAGUUCUGUUGUUUUCACUGAUUAUUCAGAGAAGGUUUUGGCUGAGAAGGUGGAGUUCUUUUGUAAGUUGAGUGUUGUGAAAGCAGAUGUUGGUUUGUUGCUUCUUUCCCAUCCUGAGAUACUGAGCAUUGAUAUCGAAAAUCGUGUAGUUUCUGUAUCCGGAUUUUUGAAUCAUUUUGGCUUAUCCAAGAACGAACUUAAACUCCUUAUGGAGAAAUACUCUUAUGUAUUUGGUCGGAAUAAGAUGUCUAAUUUGCCCCAUAUUCUUAGAGCCAUGGAUCUUCAUGAAUGGUUCUUCCAUAAUAUGAAGUUGGGGAAGUAUCCGUUAUUUGGUGAUUAUGAUUUGAGUAGUCCCGAUGAAGGUGAAGACGCGAAUUAUGUACAGGAGAUGGAGAACGUCAAAUGCUUAAGACAUUAUAGUUAUUUACUAUGUAAGUUGAAAUUUUUUCAUGGCAUUGGAUUUGGAGAGCAUGGUUUCACCAUGAAGCUCUUAAAAGAUGUACAUGGUUCUGGUAGUGACUUACAUGAGCGAUUCGAUCUCCUACUAAAUGAAGGCAUUGAGUUCUCCAAACUGUGCAAGAUGAUAAGUUAUACACCUAAGAUUCUUAAUCAGGAGACGGACUCUCUUAAACGGAAAAUUGACUUCCUUCGCCAGGAAGUCGGUUUAUCCUUGGAGUUCCUGGAGACUUUUCCAGCCUAUUUGAUUUAUAAUUUAGAAAAGCGAAUUAAGCCUAGAUAUAGAUUUCAUGUCUGGCUAGCUAAGCAGGGCUGGGUGAAAAAGAAGUACACUUUGUCAGGCAUUAUAGCUAUAAGUAAGAAAGGAUUCUUGGAACAACUUUCCUGUAUACAUCCAACAGCACCUCAAUUAUGGUUGGAGCAAUGCGAGCAAACGAAGACAAGUGAAUCGAAGAAAGUAUCAUAAGGCGGUUUCCAGCUCAGAAUGUAUAGUGAGCAAUGAAAGUUCUUCAGAGUUUCUAAGCACUUAUUAUUGAUAGGUUCAUAUUAUUCAAAGAAAACAUAUACGAUUAUUUUUGGGCCUAUGAUUUAUUAUUUUAAAAAAGAAGUAAAUUCUUUGGUCACAGAUUCAGUUCAGUUUCAUAACUUGAAUUAUUCAAAGAAUAAUAUUUUGUGACUUUAUCAGAGAGCCUAUCCUCCUCAUGUGUUGCUAUGAACCUGAUUUCUGCUUGUUCAGAUGGAAUUACAUGUCUCUCAGAUGAUUAUAGCACAAGAGAUGGCUGUGAACAUAUUUCAGUCUGUUCAAAGGAGUUGUGACAACUAUCCUCUACGCAUCAGAAUACUGUAUAUGCUUAUUUAUUUUUGGUGGGAGGGAGCAAUCCUGUCUUUAAGAAGUUGCAUCCAUUAGGACCAUCAACUACAAAGCUCCUGCCUAAAGUAGUUUAAGGUGCAGGGCGUGGGUCACGAGUACAUGACAUUUCUUUGAGCAUGAUAAAGCUUCAGCUACCGAAGCUGCUAUGGGUCAUUGAUUGACUAACAUUUGCAGGCUCAUCAGGUGAUCAUUUCAGGCCUUUGUCCUUGGAAGAUAUGUAAGAGUGUAAGUUAGAAAAAUACAAGUAGGAGAUACCAUGAGGUCUGUUAAGUAAAGCUAAAUUUAAUAAUUGGUUAGAUUUUCAAGCACAUCCUUGACAAAGCUCUUGUAUAGUAUGGAGUUCACAACUUAUAGUUCCUGCAGUCUGCACGAAGUGUCGAAGUUUGAUUCAGCUUCAGCAUAUUCUGAUUUCUAAGCUUGUUUAUCAAUACCUACAACAAUAUAAUAUGAGGGUUUGUUCCUCAAUAAGGUUCAUUAUAAUGUUGAGCUUGUUAGCCUUUUCUUUUAUGCAAUUUCUUGUAUCCUUCAGAAUACUUGGUAAAUGGUGAUCGUCACCCUUUAAACUUUGCUUAUUCUGUUCGAAUAUAAACAGGUUGCUCCA
Chenopodium quinoa (quinoa) is the source of this 2797-nucleotide messenger RNA. RefSeq names its product transcription termination factor MTEF18, mitochondrial-like. Bases 79 to 1791 code for a protein of 570 amino acids. Gene Ontology annotation, biological process: chloroplast organization; regulation of DNA-templated transcription. The record is from RefSeq and is a predicted model, not a curated record. Lineage: Eukaryota; Viridiplantae; Streptophyta; Magnoliopsida; Caryophyllales; Amaranthaceae. The transcript is spliced from 2 exons. Gene Ontology annotation, molecular function: double-stranded DNA binding. Gene Ontology annotation, cellular component: chloroplast.